Messenger RNA from Punctularia strigosozonata HHB-11173 SS5, 2147 nucleotides. RefSeq lists its product as uncharacterized. Gene Ontology annotation, cellular component: membrane. The transcript has 15 exons. NCBI's taxonomy places the organism in Eukaryota, Fungi, Basidiomycota, Agaricomycetes, Corticiales, Punctulariaceae. The coding region runs from base 43 to 2043 and encodes 666 amino acids. The record is from RefSeq and is a predicted model, not a curated record. Gene Ontology annotation, molecular function: ATP hydrolysis activity; ATP binding; ABC-type oligopeptide transporter activity. Gene Ontology annotation, biological process: transmembrane transport.
AACGCACGCGGUCCCAAGCGCACGGCUUGCCUCGGACUCCCCAUGCUCUCGACACUGGGCAGGUGCCCGUCGUCGUACGCGGCGUUGCGGUCCACACGACGAAUACAACAGCCGCUGCGGAUACACCGCGCAAUACCGGCGACCAGUUCCCCCUGCUGGAGGCGGCAUGCAUCCACCCAGAAGACUCCUGCUCCCAAGGCCGACACGAAGCGCGGUUUCCUCUCGCGAAUACUGCCCCCUUCAUUGAGGUCGUCCGACGGUGCGCCGAGCGCGUCGUCGUUCCGCAAGAUUGUCGCGCUCGCCAAGACGGAGAAGCGGCCCCUCGGGACCGCCGUCGGGCUGCUGUUGAUCUCGUCCUCGGUCUCAAUGAGUAUACCGUUUACGAUCGGGAAGCUCAUUGACUUCUUCGCGUCAACCGACCCUCAAAUACCGUACGGGCUGAGCUUGGCGCAGGCGUCGGCUAUCCUACUCGCUCUGUUCACGGCUGGGGCGGCGGCGAACGCGGGACGGUCUUUUCUCAUGAGAAUGGCAGGGCAGAGAAUUGUCGCUCGCCUCCGUGAACGGAUGUACGGAAGUGCUCUCCGACAAGAAGUAGAGUAUGUCGAGCGCGGCGAGGGUGACGUCAUAAGUAGGCUUAGCGUGGAUAGUAGCAUCGUGGGUGAAAGCGUCACACAGAACCUUUCCGACGGUCUACGUGCCGUUGUGAUGUCAUCUGCUGGACUCGCCGCCAUGUUCUACAUCUCACCGUCGCUGACUACCUUGAUGCUCGUGGUUGUACCUCCCGUCUCCCUUGGUGCGGUCUUUUAUGGCCGAUACCUCAAGCGCCUUUCCAACCGAACUCAAGAAGCUGUCGGUGACAUGACUAAGGUCGCCCAAGAAUCGCUGUCAGCGCUACGCACGGUCCAGGCAUUCAACGCUCAACCACAAGAGGAACAGAGAUUCCACGAAAAGGUUCGAUAUGUCCUAUCUCUCGUCCGCAAGGAAGCAGUUGCAAGCGGUAUCUUCUUCGGUAUGACCGGCUGGAGUGGAAAUGUCACCCUGUUGGCGCUACUUGGCUACGGCGGAUCCUUGGUCUCUCAGGGUGCCAUCACCGUGGGCGAACUUACAAGUUUGCUCAUGUACACGGUCUAUGUCGGAAGCGGAUUACAGAUGCUGACCUCAUUCUUCGCAUCUAUCAUGCGAGGAAUAGGCGCUGGACAGCGCAUCUUCGAGCUCCUGGAUCGCACUCCGGCCAUACCUACCGAGACCGGCGUAAAUGUGGACCCGACACGCCGCGGCACCAUCAAGUUUGAGCACGUCAGCUUUGAGUACCCCAGUCGGAAGGGUACUGAAGUGCUGAAGGACUUCAAUCUCGAAGUUUCCGUCGGCGAGAGCGUAGCAUUAGUCGGACAGAGUGGUAGCGGCAAAUCGUCGACGCACUCGCUCCUGCUUCGGUACUACGACCCUAUCAGGGGCAAAGUCACUUUUGAUGGCCAGGAUAUCCGGGAGUUCAACCCUACUUCCUGGCGCAACCUCAUUGGUGUGGUCCCUCAGGACCCUGUCAUGUUUACAGGAACCAUCGCAUCCAAUAUCGCAUACGGCAAACCAGACGCUACUCGUGAAGAAAUUGAAGCAGCUGCACGUCAAGCGAACUGCGAGUUCGUGUGGGGCAUGCCUAAAGGUUUCGAUACCGAGAUUGGACGUCUUUCUCUCAGCGGUGGUCAGCGGCAACGGCUAGCCAUCGCUCGCGCUCUGCUGAAGAAGCCGGCCAUCCUGGCGCUAGACGAGGCCACGUCGUCGUUGGACGCUGCGUCGGAACACCGGGUGAACGACGCUAUUGACAGGAUUCUCCAAUCGCGGGAGACUACAUGUCUCAUUGUCGCGCACCGACUUUCCACAAUUGCACGCGCUGAACGUAUAGUGGUCCUGGAAGAUGGCCGCAUUACGGAAUCUGGCUCAUACAGGGAACUAACACGCCGACCGGAUUCGCGCUUCCGGGCAUUGAUGGCUGCUCAGCUGAAUGCGGCCGCGACCGGGGCGGACGGCGAUAUUUUGCACGAUUAACGCUGCGUCUUGGGGACACCCGCGAGGUAGUGAAUGCGAUAUGUAAUGUCAUGACACAGCAAAUGUACAAGUAGCACAUCAACCUAAUCAACUAGACCUUUCAC